GCCCCAUCGUUGGUGUCAGUGAGGGGGGGGGAAACGGUUGCCCAUCGUUGGUGUCAGGGGGGGGGAAACGGUGCCCAUCGUUGGUGUCAGUGGGAGGAAAUAGUGCCCAUCGUUGGUGUCAGUGGGAGGAAUAGUGUCCCAUCAUUGGUAUCAGUGGGAGGAAUAGUGCCCCAUCAUUGGUAUCAGUGGGAGGUAAUAGUGCCCCAUCAUUGGUAUCUAGUGGGAGGUUUGAUAGUGCCCCAUCAUUGGUAUCAGUGGGAGGAAUAUUAGUGCCCCAUCAUUGGUAUCAGUGGGAGGAAUAGUGCCCCAUCAUUGGUAAAUUAGUUCAGUGGGAGGAACUAGUGUCCCAUCAUUGGUGUCAGUGGGAGGAAUAGUGCCCCAUCAUUGGUUUCAGUGGGAGGAAUAGUGCCCCAUCAUUGGUAUCAGUGGGAGGAAAA
Messenger RNA from Staurois parvus, 437 nucleotides. The record is from the annotation of a GenBank genome assembly. NCBI's taxonomy places the organism in Eukaryota, Metazoa, Chordata, Amphibia, Anura, Ranidae.